AUGUCUUCCAAUACUCUUCUUUUCUCUAGCGAUCUUAUCUCAUCUGAAGUUCAGGCUGCUUUACCUAAAGGUCACACCAUCAGACCUUUAUCCAGUGAAGACUAUGAAAAAGGCUUCCUUAAUGUUCUGAAUGUGCUCACGGUCGUUGGAGAUAUUUCUAAAGCGCAGUUUCUCGAACGAUUUUAUUACCUUAAAGCUCACAACCAUGAGUAUUUUACUGUUGUGAUAGUUUCUCCUGAGGAUCGAAUUAUAGGCGCUGGGACAAUAUUUGUCGAACGCAAAUUUAUCCAUAAUAACGGAUUGGUUGGGCACAUAGAAGACAUUGCCGUUGAUAAAAAUCAACAAGGAAAGAAACUUGGCCUCAGAAUUAUCCAAGCUCUUAAACACAUCGGUGCAAAAACCGGUUGCUACAAAGUUAUUUUGGAUUGUUCCGAGGAG
This is a messenger RNA of Racocetra persica, 438 nucleotides long. The record is from the annotation of a GenBank genome assembly. NCBI's taxonomy places the organism in Eukaryota, Fungi, Glomeromycota, Glomeromycetes, Diversisporales, Gigasporaceae.